Zea mays is the source of this 3299-nucleotide messenger RNA. RefSeq names its product potassium channel KOR1. The coding region runs from base 435 to 2975 and encodes 846 amino acids. Gene Ontology annotation, biological process: potassium ion transport; transmembrane transport. The record is from RefSeq and is a predicted model, not a curated record. The transcript is spliced from 12 exons. Lineage: Eukaryota; Viridiplantae; Streptophyta; Magnoliopsida; Poales; Poaceae. Gene Ontology annotation, cellular component: membrane. Gene Ontology annotation, molecular function: voltage-gated potassium channel activity; protein binding.
AUCCACCAGUGAUACAAACCCCUUUGGUUUUGCCUUCCCGGCCCCUCGCUCUCCCGGCAUCCCCAGAGGCCAGGGUUAGGAGUCCCCCGCCUGCCGUGCCGUCCAUCCCACAUCACCGCCUAUCACCGGAGGACGACGCAUCUAUCCCCUUUUCCCUUGCUGGUUUCCUCGCCGCGGUUUAAACCCUUUCACGGCUUGCCCUGCUCAGUGCUCAGCAGCUUUGCCCCCAUCGUUCCGUGAGCUCAGCCUCUCCGCCUAUAAAUGGCAGCCCCGCCCCCCUGCAAGUUCAAACGCACGCCGCACGCUCGCAGCCGCCCGACGACCGUGGCCCCCACCGUCACCAUCUCCUGCCACAGUGCCACCGCCAUCACUGCCCCGCUCGGGAUUCCUUCCUAUCGCUGCCGCUGCAAGCCGUUGGUAACGAAGCUGCGAUAAUGGUGAUGGGGCUGGGGUCGAAGCGUAGGGUGGCGGAGGGCGGCACGGAGCCCGAGGAGGAGUCCUCGGAGGAGUACGAGGUGGAGGAAGUGUGCGACCACAUCGCCUCCUCCCGUGGCAGCCGCCUCGCGCUCUUCGGCUCCGACCUCCGCCUCGGCCGCUUCCGCCCGCGCCGGCGCAGGCGCCGCCCGCUCGCCGGGGAAGGCGCCGCGGAGGGCUUCCUCCACGACCUCGUCAUCCACCCCGACAACAGAUGGUAUCAGUUAUGGACCAAGUUCAUACUGGGUUGGGCGGUGUACAGUUCCUUCUUCACGCCCCUGGAAUUCGGCUUCUUCAGAGGGCUCCCAGAAAACCUCUUCUUCCUGGACACAGUUGGACAGGCUGCGUUCCUUAUCGACAUUGUUGUGAAAUUUUUCGUGGCAUACCGUGACCCAGACACGUACCGAAUCGUCUACAGUCCCACCGCUAUUGCCCUCAGAUAUUGCAAAUCAAGCUUCAUCUUUGAUCUUCUUGGUUGCUUCCCAUGGGAUGCUAUCUACAGGGCUUGUGGAAGUAAAGAAGAAGUAAGAUACCUGCUGUGGAUUCGCUUGACACGGGUUACCAAGGUCACAGAAUUCUUCUGGCGUUUAGAGAAGGACAUACGUAUCAACUACCUCUUCACUAGGAUAGUGAAGCUCAUAGUUGUGGAGCUCUACUGUACGCACACAGCAGCCUGUAUCUUCUAUUACCUGGCUACAACGCUUCCUGAAUCAAUGGAAGGAUACACGUGGAUUGGGAGUCUGCAGUUGGGGGACUACAAGUUUACACAUUUCAGGGAGAUCGAUCUUGCCAAGCGCUAUAUAACAUCGUUAUACUUCGCCAUUGUCACCAUGGCAACAGUUGGUUACGGUGACAUUCAUGCUGUCAACAUCAGGGAGAUGAUAUUCAUCAUGAUCUACGUUUCCUUUGACAUGAUUCUAGGAGCUUACCUGAUUGGUAACAUGACUGCGCUCAUCGUGAAAGGCUCGAGAACCGAGCGGUUUAGGGACAAGAUGAAAGAAGUGAUCAGGUAUAUGAACAGAAAUAAACUUGGAAAGGAAAUAAGGGAACAGAUCAAAGGACACUUGAGGUUGCAGUAUGAGAGCAGCUACACUGAAGCGUCCGUCCUUCAGGAUAUCCCGAUUUCUAUCCGUGCAAAGAUUUCUCAAACACUGUAUAAGCCAUAUGUUGAAAGUAUUCCGUUGUUCAAGGGAUGUUCCGCAGAGUUCAUACAACAGAUUGUGAUCAGGUUGCAAGAGGAGUUCUUCUUACCAGGAGAGGUUAUAUUGGAGCAAGGAAGUGCAGUCGAUCAAUUGUACUUUGUCUGCCACGGUGCACUGGAAGGUGUUGGCAUCGGUGAAGACGGGCAAGAAGAGACUCUGCUGAUGCUGGAGCCAGAGAGCUCCUUUGGCGAGAUCUCAAUCCUCUGCAACAUCCCGCAGCCCUACACGGUCCGCGUCUGUGAGCUCUGCCGGCUCCUGCGUCUCGACAAGCAGUCCUUCACCAACAUCCUGGAGAUCUACUUCGUCGACGGCAGGAGGAUCCUGAGCAAUCUCUCCGAGAGCGAGUAUGGCGGACGGGUGAAGCAGCUGGAAUCGGACAUCACGUUCCACAUCGGGAAGCAGGAGGCGGAGCUCACCCUGCGGGUCAACAGCGCCGCUUUCUACGGCGACCUGCACCAGCUGAAAAGCCUGAUCCGGGCAGGGGCUGAUCCCAAGAACACCGACUAUGACGGCCGCUCCCCUCUGCAUCUGGCGGCUUCCAGAGGGUACGAGGACGUCGUGCAAUUCCUCGUCAACGAAGGCGUCGACAUGGACCUUACCGACCAAUUUGGGAACACGCCGUUGCUGGAGGCAGUGAAGCAGGGGCAAGAACGGGUGGCAGCGCUGCUCUUCGCCAAGGGCGCCAAGCUGAGCCUCAAGAACGCCGGCAGCCACCUGUGCACGGCAGUCGCCAAGGGAGACUCGGACUUCAUUCGGCGCACCCUGGCCUACGGCGCCGACCCAAACUGCAGGGACUACGACCACCGCACACCGCUCCACAUCGCCGCCGCCGAGGGCCUGUACCUCAUCGCCAAGAUGCUUGUCGAGGCCGGCGCCAGCGUGUUCACCACCGACAGAUGGGGCACCACUCCGCUGGAUGAAGCGCGAAAGUGCGGCGGCCGCGUACUUGGGGCGCUGCUGGAGGAGGCGCGGGCCAACGAGCUGGCUAUGUUCCCAGAACGCGGCGAGGAAGUCAGGGACAAGAUGCACCCGCGACGGUGCUCGGUGUUCCCGUACCACCCGUGGCGGGCGGCCACGGGCGAGGAGCGGCGUAUUGAGGGAGUGGUCCUGUGGAUCCCGCACACCAUUGAGAGCCUGGUUGCGUUGGCGCAGGAGAAGCUCGGCUUGCCGGGCCCGGCUUCGCGGCUGCGGUUGCUGCGCGAGGACGGGGCCAGGGUGCUCGACGUCGAUAUGGUCAAUGACGGCCAGAAGCUCUACCUGGUCGGAGGCGAGGACGGCGAUCAGAAAUAUGGUCAGUAGAUUGGCCAUGGACCAACCAUGGUUAGAAGAAAACGGAAUCAAGUCCAUCGUCCCUGCUGGACACUGUACAGAACUACAAAUUCGCAAUUAUGUUAGAUGUGAAAUGGAAAUGCAAUGUGAAGCAAACUAAACAGGAUAAUCCAUUCCCGCGCCGUCCUGUGCCGCCGCAGAUGGUCCUUGCAGACCUUGGUGCGCCGUCAGCUCGUGGCGUCCUGCUGAUAGGCACUCCGACCCGGCGGCCAUCCCUGUUGUGUUUGUUAUAUGGGAGAAGCCAGUAAUAAAACCAGUGUUUUAAAAAGUGGGAUAAGAGAUUUAUCCUCAGGC